UCCUCCUCCUCCUCCUCACCGCCGCCGCCGCCGCUCAGUGACGGGGACCCGGAGCUGCUGAUAGCGAGGGCCCGGCGAUCCCCUCCCCCUCCCCCACUCCCUCCCAGACCCCACAGCCACACACACUCGGCGGAAAUGCAGUAAAAUGUCCCGGAUAUCAAGUGAUUAUGGCAUCUAGACAUCAAAAUGUCAGCCAGAGUGUAUGUUGUGCUGUGGAGGAUGAGCUUGUCAAUAGAAAUCAAAGUGGAAAAAGGAUGCAUUCUGAUGACAAUGAGACUAUGAAACAGGUUAGAACAUUGGAAUGUAAAAAGGUGACUUCUAAAAUUAAAAGAUUGUCAACUGGACAAAAAAAGAAACAAUUGCCCAAAACUCAGAAGGUGAGGUAUUCAGUAAAGAAGACGAGAAAUUCUAUUCAAAGCAAUUUGGGCAACACCGAGCAGCACCCAAAGUUCUGGGGCUGUGACAUGGCCAAUAAAGAAAAUGAAGUGGUUUCUUCAGGGACUCUGCCUAACUUAUUUAAUGACAACCACAGCAACCAGCUGAGCUCUGUUGAUUCUCCUACUUCACAGACCGAUGGUGCUUCCACAACAUGCAGGGACUAUUUUCCACAGAUCUCCAAGGAUCAUGCUGCAAUGAUGCGAGUGCUGUUUGGCAGGAACCUGAGACUAAAUGUGGCUCUGACAUUUUGGCAAAAAAGUGCAAGUGAAUUGGUAGCUUACCUGGUCAGGAUCCAGGAUGUUGCUGUCAUUGCAGAUUGUCUACCAGUGAUUACAAAGAGUCUGGAGGAAGAAAAGCAAAGUAUCUCAAUAGGUUGUUGUGUUGACCUGUUACCAUUAGCCCAAGAGUUAUUAAGAAGCCGAUUUGAGGAAUAUUUGAUUGUUGGUUUAAACUGGCUCCUAGCUGUCAUUAAGCGAUGGUGGCCAGAGCUUUCUGCCAAUACAAAAAAUAGUAAUGAAGCUCAUGAAAAAGACCAGAAUAUUCAGAUCAUGAAAGACUGGUUACAGCAAUUAAGAGAACAACGCUAUCAUUUAUCUUCUGUUCCAGGAUAUACUGGUAAAGUAGCUAAGAGUGUUGGAACGUAUCUGGAGCAGUUGCACUAACGGCCUGUAGCAUCCAGUAGACUUCUUGUUCGUGGACUCUCAGCAGUUAAAUGCUGCUUUAGGACGGCACCGUACAAUCCUAAUUACUGAAAUGUUUAGGAGAUCAACACUGCAAAGUGUUGUCAGCAGUGAAUUCAGCAACGCAUUGCUCUGCGGAGAACCUCCUAAAACCACUACUGAAACCUAACAAGCUGCUUCACAUUGAAGUGGUGGAUUUUGCCAAGAGGCAUACUCGACUCCGUGAGCUGAUGAUGUGAAGCUUUCCGAUUCCAGAUUUAUUAGUCUAACUAGUACAGGACUAGAUCUGUAUCAUUCAAUGAAGCCGCAUUAGUGCCAAUCAGCUGCCACUGAAAUGUUGUUACUUCAGGGCUUUUAGACACUGAAUGUAACUUGUGUAUAUUUUGUUUCGACUUAAAAAUAAGUUAUGAUUUCAAUAAAGGAGACUCAGUGGAGCAUGCAGCUGUUUACUAAUCAAGUCAACAAAAGUGACCAUAAAAUGUGCAUAGCACUGUAUUCUUUUAUUGCCUCGUUAAAAUAGACAUUUCAUGUGAGUUUGCACCUAAAUAAUAUGGUUGGUCUUUACAUAUGACCUAUUAUACUACUUGUGCAUAUUUUUAAAAGAAAUCUUUUGAAAGGUCAUUGAACCACUAAUUGUCAAUUGGGUUAAAUAUAUUCUGUGAUUUUCAUUUUUUCCAUCCUUCUCCCUCUUAAAGUACUUAAAAUCUCCAGUGGAUAAGUGGCACAUGCUAGUAUCACUAUUGUCUAAUAGAAAACUAUGAAUAUUUUACAUUGUAAAUUAUUCGCACUGUUUAGACGAAUGAGAAGGUAUGUAUUUAUUGCAGUUAAACACAUUGCAAAUCAUUUUUUUAAAAAUCUGACUUUUGUUUUGCUAUUUUCAUCCCUUGGAUUUCCUUUCAGCUCUAAUGCAGAAUACUGAGAGGUUUAGAAACUACUGGGUAUGUGUGUAUUUGGAGGUUUUCAGUGGUUGUUAAUCUGAUCCAAACUUUAUAUGUAAAGCAAUUUACUGAAGAAAUGUUUUGCACACUAAUUGUAAUUGCUGUAUAGCUUCAAAUAAUAAGAUAUGUAAUUGCACAACAGAUAAAUUGGCAUCUGUAAGAGAAAGCUAAAUUAAUGUUUCCAUUGUGACCCUUCAGCAGACUAAAAUAUUUGAGCUUCACGAACCACUAAGAAAAGCAAUAUUAGGUAUAGGUCAAACAUUUAAAAUACUAAUUGUAUUCACAAAGAAUGCAGCUCAUGAUGCAAUGCUAACAAAAUUGUGUCAAGUUAUGCAGCUAUUAGAAAGUCCAAGUCACAGAAAGGUGGGGUGAAUGCCUCCUUUAAUUUUCUCACCGUUAAUGCAGCUGGCAAGGGAAACACUUGUAGAAUAAACAAGGCAUCACAUCUACUGUCAAGAGUAUUUUAUCAUUGCAGUUCAUCUUUUGCCUCUAGCACCUCUGCCUGUCUGGUAAAAUGUGCGCUGCUUAAGUAUACUCUUGAAUACGGUAAUGUAAUCAAGCACAUAUCUCCCAUCAUUCAUGCUGCUGAUUGUCAUAAUUGAUGCAUUUUGUGUUGGUGAUGCUGUAGGUAAAGGCAUUGCUACACUGCUAUUGUUUCCUUAUGGUGUUGGAGCUACCCAAAUAGAAAACAAUAGCAGAAUGGAGAACCGUUCCAAUUGUUAAGCAGCUUCCCUUUUGUGCCACUGUGUGACACACACUAAACAUAGCCUAACAAUCGUUCUUAAAGUUUACCCAAAGGAGUCAUUUAAAGUUUGAAGUUAAUGAAAUAAAUGUUCAGAGCACCAAACUUUAAAGUGUUCAUGAAUUACUGCAUUUGGAUAAGGCUUGGAUUGAGCUGUGCAGGAGGCCAAAAAUAGAAAGGGAAGAGUGUAAUAACAGCUUUUGAAAAUGGGUUAAAGUAUUUGAUAUCUAACAACUAAUGAUAUUUUCAUUUGAUAUGCACAGGAAUGCCAAUUGUAUUGGAGUAUAUAUGAAUGCUUUAUGUGACCUAUAUUGGUAGCUUUGACCUAAAAGUCAGAGCUUUUAAUUUCGCAGAUAAUUUAUUAAAAGAUAUUGCGACAAA
Molecule: messenger RNA, 3179 nt
Organism: Callorhinchus milii (elephant shark)
Lineage: Eukaryota; Metazoa; Chordata; Chondrichthyes; Chimaeriformes; Callorhinchidae
Gene: katnbl1
Product: katanin p80 subunit B-like 1
Exons: 10
Coding region: 168-1100 (310 amino acids)
Cellular component (GO): nucleolus
Molecular function (GO): microtubule binding
Source: RefSeq, a predicted model, not a curated record